AAUAAUAAAAAAAAAGUAACUAAAGAAGUCGGUAAAGAAUUGUAAAGAAAAAUAAUUUUGCAGAGAAAAUUGUUGAGGUUGAAGGAGGUGGUUGCCGGAGAGAAGUCACUCAAUUUUUUUUCUCGAUUCUGAGAUAGUAUCAUAGGAAAGUGAAUUGAAAGAUAUGAGAUCGGGUGGAGGAGUAGAAUAUGAAUCCGCCGGCUUGGGAAUGUCUAGCAGUUAUGCCGCAACGGGUGCUUCUUCAACCUCAAUUCCUAUUCAUUCCUCCAACCUUGGUUUUAAGUUGUUGAAAAAGCAUGGCUGGAGAGAAGGAACUGGACUUGGCAUUGCUGAACAGGGCAGAUUGGAACCUGUGCCAACUUAUAUCAAGAAAAAUAAGAGAGGCUUGGGAGCAGAGAAGUCAAAGAAGGCAGCAGAGCACCAUAAAAGUUCCGGGCUUUCCUUGGGCGGGAAGAAUGUAAAAGAUGGGGAGAAAGAAAAAGCUUCUGAUGUACAGAAGACAAAGGGAAUCUCUAAAAAGAUGAAGAAAGUACUAGAGUUUGAGAAGCACUUGCAAGAGAAAGAAUUUGAGCGAGCAUUUUUUAGGGAAUUCUGGCCAGAUAAUGUUUAGUUCGUUCCCUUGUCUAAUUUUGUGUUCCGCCAUAUAUUUCAGCCACAGUUGAUUGUUUCCUUUUGCCUCUUCGAUGAAUAUUCAUUAUCUUAGUUUUAAACAUAUUUAGAAUGAUAUCCAAUCUUGAGAUAUUUGUAAAUUGAAGUGUACGUUACAACAAAUGAAUAUCAAAUGUAUCAGUAUUUAAACAAGUACUUGGUCCGUCCCAUAUUAACCAAUUCCAUUGGCUUAGGUAUCUUCUUCAA
Molecule: messenger RNA, 855 nt
Organism: Nicotiana attenuata
Lineage: Eukaryota; Viridiplantae; Streptophyta; Magnoliopsida; Solanales; Solanaceae
Product: PIN2/TERF1-interacting telomerase inhibitor 1
Exons: 4
Coding region: 164-610 (148 amino acids)
Molecular function (GO): nucleic acid binding
Source: RefSeq, a predicted model, not a curated record